AUGGCCUCGGAAUCAGGUCUAGGGAACUUUAGCGUAUUAUCAUACGAUAUCAGAAACUUGAUUUGGUCUAAAGUUUCUAACACAGAGCCCUCGUCGCCUAAGCAAGGCUGUCUAAAUGUUUAUACCAAUCUUCUACGAGCCAGCAAGGGUAUGUACAACGAGAUAAAUGAGUUUCUAUUCUCUGGAUGCGUACUGGAGAUUUUACUGGCCCCGAUAUCAAUACCUCUCUUCAAAAUUUCCCUUGGCCACCUUCCCGCUCAGCCUCUCAGUCACUCUCCGGUCAGGCAAGGCAGGGUCCAAAUCCCCAUAAACACACUUCAUCCUGAGUCUCUUAGCCUCUUCCCCUUCCAUAUACUGGAUCAGGUUGUAGUCAGGCUUGUAUCGCCAUGCGCAUUGGAAAGAGUUGGUGUAUUCUAUAUAUGGAAAAAUACCCAAACCACCGUCAAUGUACUCAAGAGCGCGGGGACGCUGGGUCGUCUCACUCUUUCCUUCCAGGGAGGGCAUCUCAACUUCAAUUCUUCCUACAAACCGAGUUUCGACGGCUUUGACCACAACUUUUUCGUCCGCCCGUUCAACCACCUGCGACAGGUAGCGACCAUCAUCAAAGUGACAACCGACACGGAGGUCGCUGCCUCUGCCAUGGAUUUGGCAACUACCAACAGGACUCUCAGUAAAAAGAACGAGCUAUGGAGCGAGCGGGAAUUCCAACUCGAACUCGCAAAAGACUGGUACAACGUUUGUCUUCUGGCCGGGACUCCAGGUCAAGGAUGGAGCAACUCACUGAAGACUCUACAGCAACUUCAUCAAGAGAUAUUAGUGGAAUGGUUGAAAGAGACGCCGAGUGGUGAACUUGAGUUUAUCAAACAAUUCAACUGGAUAUGGACCAAUUGCCGAGAAGUAAUCUGGGAACUUGACCCUUCACUCUCGCUGUUUACAAAAGCACGCAACGCCUUGAAAUAUAGGGAUUGGGUAACACAUCAACACGGGGCUGUUGGUACCUCUAUCCGAAAGUCAGCUGUCAUGUUGGACGAUCUGGCUGAAGCCAUUGAGAUAGCCUUGGUCGCAUGCUGGAAUUUCAAGCAUGGUCAAAGAUCUAUCCAGGAAAACUCCAAGGAAGGAUCUCAACAGCCACAGCUUAUAUGCAUACGCCAGCGUUAA
Messenger RNA from Aspergillus puulaauensis, 1158 nucleotides. RefSeq lists its product as uncharacterized. The coding region runs from base 1 to 1158 and encodes 385 amino acids. Lineage: Eukaryota; Fungi; Ascomycota; Eurotiomycetes; Eurotiales; Aspergillaceae. The record is from RefSeq and is a predicted model, not a curated record. The transcript has a single exon.